CUGUUAAGCUGGCUCGCUGGCACAGACUGGUUGGCUGAGAGGCAAAGCGAGAGAGUAGCCAUGGCUAGGCUGGCGGCGCUAUUGCUGUUACCGGUUCUCAUUGAAUCGGCGUUUUCCAUCUCUUUCUUUUUACCGGUUAACUCGAGGAAGUGUUUACGGGAAGAGAUCCACAAAGACGUGCUCGUCACGGGGGAGUAUGAAAUAAGCGAACAGGCGAACACCAAAACGAACCUGAAGAUCACAGAUUCCUCAAGCCACACUCUCUACUCCAAGGAAGAUGCUACCAAAGGGAAGUUUGCAUUCACCACAGAGGACUACGACAUGUUUGAGGUGUGCUUUGAGAGCAAGUCCCCCAUGGGAACUGGGAGGGUGCCAGACCAGUUGGUCAACCUGGACAUGAAGCAUGGUGUGGAGGCCAAAAACUACGAAGAGAUUGCCAAGGUGGAGAAGCUGAAGCCUCUGGAGGUGGAGUUGAGGAGACUAGAGGACCUGUCCGAGUCCAUCGUCAAUGACUUUGCUUACAUGAAGAAAAGAGAGGAAGAGAUGAGAGACACCAAUGAGUCCACCAACACACGCGUGCUGUACUUCAGCAUCUUCUCCAUGUGCUGCCUCAUUGGGCUGGCCACGUGGCAGGUCUUCUAUCUGCGCCGCUUCUUCAAGGCAAAGAAGCUGAUCGAGUAGAGAUCAUCAUCAUGCUCCAGCUCCUUUUUUUUUGUUUUUGGUUUGUUUUUUGGGGGGAGGGCUCGGCCAACAUCCAUUCUGCUUUGGACGGCAGGUUUUAAGCAGGGGGUUCAAAUUGUAUUUUUUCAAGUGGUUGUCCAGUUGUGGGGAGGAGACACACACAAAGAUCGGCCUGCUUGUUUUGUGGUUUGAAACACGAGAGAAGCGCUGUGUGGGGACGAAUGUACUGUGAGACGCAUCAUAGUACGUCACCUUUCCGUCUGCACUCUUUUUGAAUGUUCCAGCUUCCCCAGUCAGAACUUGCUCCUUCUGUCAUGUUUGUUUGCAAACUCCCGUUGAAUGGAUGUGCCAUGAGAAUGUCAUUCGCCCUCCUGUUGAUAAACACUUUGUUUGCCAGUUCCCUGGUGCCCCUUUUUAUCAAGUGAAGGCUAUAUGAACUUGUGGUUUGUUACUUCUUUAAGAACAUUGGCAACCACUAUACUUCUGUGAUAGGUCGUGUCAUUUUUGCAUUUGCGUACAUAUUAUGUAGCCGCGUGUCACUUUUUUUUUUUUCAUACUGUAACUGACCCCUUGUCACAUCUACACCUUUUUUUAUGAAUUAGGUCACAGCUCAUGUAGGUUAAUUUUCUGUUUUCCAAACACCCCUUGAGUAAGUAAUUCAUCAAGUCAUCUGUUUGUAUUUAACAACUAUACAAAGUUGACCGACCGAUCUAAAUGUUUUAUUUAAACACUGGUAAAGGAAAUCUCUUCCCGACCGCAGUACUUGCAGAUCCAUCCAAUGUAUUGGUUUCUUUUCUCUCGCUUCAGGAGUACUUCGGAGGCUUGGUUACAUGGAAAUCGGCAAAGAAGCAGGCAAAAAAAAAUUAAGAUUCUACUCAUAGUUAUCGUUUUAACAGUGAACUUGUGCACUGUGCACAAUCAUUUUUUAUUUUGUUGACAAAUUUUGUAAAGUUGUGUUGGGCUUUUAUUCAAUAAAAUAUUGGAUGGAUUUACAUUAA
Messenger RNA from Doryrhamphus excisus (bluestripe pipefish), 1679 nucleotides. RefSeq names its product transmembrane p24 trafficking protein 10 (gene tmed10). NCBI's taxonomy places the organism in Eukaryota, Metazoa, Chordata, Actinopteri, Syngnathiformes, Syngnathidae. The record is from RefSeq and is a predicted model, not a curated record.